Molecule: messenger RNA, 5077 nt
Organism: Aedes aegypti (yellow fever mosquito)
Lineage: Eukaryota; Metazoa; Arthropoda; Insecta; Diptera; Culicidae
Exons: 7
Coding region: 549-4115 (1188 amino acids)
Cellular component (GO): nucleus
Source: RefSeq, a predicted model, not a curated record
CCGUCACUCACCGCCAACUAUUGUCAAAGUUUUGACAGCUCGAAAGGAAAAUUUUCAGAAUUGGACACAAAUUUUGCAAAAUAUUGCGUACAAAAGUGCCCCAAAAUGGAGUGAAUUUGUGUGGAAAGUGUGCAGCAGCAGCCCGUGCAACGAUAGACAUUGGAUUUCGGUCGAUCCGUGGCCGCGCCAGUUCACCCGGACGGAUUCCAGUUUUUGCCCUUCUCCAUCUAGAGGCAUAUCAAUUUUUGUUCACAAGCAGCGAAGAGCGAAAGAGUCGUCAUUGGGUUUGGAAGGUGGAAGAGAAGAAAAAACGCAAGAGACAAGAGGCAGCACCAACAAAAACAACAAACGAAACACAAACUGCACAGCUCCACUUUCCUCCGCUGUUGACCUCUCCAGGACGUUUGUGUGGGACUUCUGGAAGUGAAGGAGGUGCCGUCUACUGAAAGUGAAGGGAUUCUCCAGGGAAAUCGUAAGCCACCAAAAAAUCAUCCGCCCCUCAUCGAUCGGCGGAGAUUCUCUCUCCGGCACCGCCCCUUGUAUAGGUCAUGUCAUGUCAACAGGCGUCCCGAGUCCAGGAAGAUCCGUAUGCCUUCACGGAGCCGGCACCACUUCCGGCGAACACAUCCCUCUACAAGCACUCACAUGCGGUCAGUAGUGGCCCGCAGUCCACUGUUAACAUCCCUGCCACAAGUUCACCAACGCCGGUCAUACAGGCGGGAACCAGUUUGCUCACCAGCAGUGGCGCCCACAAUGCCAUACAGCAGCAUCGCACCUCGGGGACAAAUCCCAAGGUGACACCCAUCAAAGUGACGCUCGUACAGCCUUCGGCAGCCCUCAGCAAGUCGAGGCUGAAUGGUAGCACCGCUGCGGCAAUCACCACAACCAGCACCAGCGCCGGUGGGACCGUCUUUCGAACUGUGUCCGUACCGCAAGCGACUACGAUCGUGCAGCGAGCUGCUCAAGCGACCGUCAGUCCGUCGACCCAGCAAGUGAUGGCUACCAUGGCUGGAACCAGUAGCAACAACUUUAACGCUUCGUCAUCCCCAUCAGUAUUCACCAAACCCUUACAGGUUCAAAUAUCUCCCCAACAGGCGGGAAAGUUCUCCCGACGAGUACUUGCCAGCAAAUCUCCGAAUGUGUCGCCGGCAGCAAUCCAGACCGUGCGAAUAGUCAAAAGUCCAAGUCCCCAACAGCCGAUCGGAGGAAGGCCUAGCAUAACGCCUGAUGCUCGAAGAUAUCUCAAUCAUUCCAGCAACAGUCUGCUGGGAACUCCUCCAGCCACGACCACAGUUGCCCCAUCGCCUCCAAUCCAAUCGGUAUCCCCCACAAAGAUCCGUUUGAUCCAACCGCAACCACAGGGAAAGAUCUUCCUCCACACCCCGAACAGUAGCAACAGUUUAGCUGCGGCCACUCACAUUUCCAAUCCUGCUAGCAUAGCGGCCCUACGCAACACUUUAGCCCGCCAGAAUCCCUCGCUAUUGAAUAAGAUCCCAAAUGUACCGAAUUCACCCCAACAACCAAUCCCCAACGCAAACAGUACAGCGCUUCCAACGGUUAGACAGACCCCGGCGACUACAAUCCCAACGUCGAUCAACAUCCGACGAUCGUCACCACCGACAAGCCAUUCAAGUCUUGAAACCGCUACCACGACAGUUCCCCCGCCACCUGCUUCUCCUUCACCGGUACCAACCGUACCAACCACCGUUGCAACAUUAGCUUCUCCCGCAAACCUUCUUGCUGCCUCCAAAUCCGUUCCCCAGAACCCCCAGUUGAUACCAACUCAACGGUCUCGAACUCCCACGUCAAUUCUGAAACCUCCCCAGCCGCCUCCUCCAACUCCACCUCAGGACGACUUCACGAUCCCCUCCUUCAUCAUCCCGAAGAAUGAAAUCAAAGCCGAACCGCAACCUCCUACUCCACCUCCUCCUGCUCCUUCUGCUCCCCCAUUAGCCCCACCUCCACCCAUCGCUCCAACAACCCCUAAAACCCCUCAGGAAAAACCAGCCCCGCCUCUCAGCACCACCACCCCAUCCACGCCGAAAACGCAGGGAAGAGGUCGUCCCUCGCAGGCGGAUCGUGCCACUUCGGCCAAAUCCUCCCAGCAAGGCCCCACCGGAAAGCGAAUGAAGCGAUCGUACAGUCGAUCUUCGCACCACGAAACCCUCGAAAGGAUACUGCCCCAGUCUCAAAUCAAGGAAGAGGUGGACGACUCAAGUGAAACCAAAUCUCAACCCGUCACGGUUCGUAUGUCCAAGUGGAAGCCCCCGGGUGCCAUAGCCAUCCCGAUGAACCGCGAAUGGCACGCUCCGGACUCGUAUGUGUUCGACAUCUGCAGCCCCGGAUCGGUGAACUACAGAGCGCUCACCACGGCACCUUGCGUCCAGGACGUCUGGUUCAACGAAGUCUACGCCAGUUCGGAGAUGGACACCGAUGCGGCCGUCUUCGGGGGAAUCCGGGCCAAGAAACCCAGCGCCAAAAAGGGCGAGGAACAGAACGGUGGUAAACUUCCGCAGUUUAAUCUCGACGCUGGGCAGGGUGGAGCCUUCGAGCUCAAGAAACUGAGCCGAGACGAAAGGCUGGAGCUGAAGCGGGCGCAACUCCGGCGCCAAACGGUGCAAUACUGGAACGGGCAGAAACUGCGAUGCAAUCUGACGGCCAAGCGACGGUUCAAGGAUACGGCCAAGAUGCUGGGCAAGUUGGAUCAUCAGCGGCAGCUGACGUUGGCGAGGAAUGGUGGUGAAGCACAGCCAAAGUGCCAGCGACAGGGAUGUAAUCAGGUGGCUCUCCUGGCAACGACCCACUGCUAUCAGCACAUAACGGACAACACCGAGCAGCGAUUGUUCCAGCAGUGUACGGCCAAGUUCUCCGACAACAGCCAGUGCCGGGUGCCGGUGUUUGACAUCAGCCACGAGCUGAUCCUCUGUCGGGAGCACGCCUGGAAGCACGAUAAUCAUGACAAAAUGUCCGCCGAGGUCAAACUGCUGAAGAAACCGGGAGCCGGAGUCAACGCUGUUGCUAAAAAGAAACCACCGGUGGUCAAGCAGCAACCCCUGGCCACAUCCGCUCGAACAGCUGGUUCAGUUCCGACGGCCGAUAAGACCAAGAAGAAGAGCAAAAAGAAGAAGCUGACACCGCUCCAGCAGCAGGUGGCUCUUCACCAACAACAAUACAAACAACAGUAUUCGAAACCGACAUUACCUCCACCAGCGUACGGGACCGUAUCUGGAGCUUCCGGAACCGUGCAGAUCGUUCCAAAGUCCAACGCUAUCCGGCAAACAGCGGGAAGCAAUCUUCUACAGCAUCACCAGCAGCAGCAGAGGCACCUGCAACAACAGCCUCCCAUUGCACCCGGAGGAGUAGUACAAAUCGUCCCACCGCAAUCCACAAUCAGCCGAAACGUCCACAUUCCGUUGAGCCAGCACCUCCGACAGGCCCAGCAGCUUCAGCAUCAAUCCCUCGGGGGUGCUCCUCCGACUGUCUAUCCGCAUCUGUCCUCGCAGUCGAUCCUGCAGCAGCAGCAGCAGCAACAACAACAACAGCAGCAGCAGCACAUCAUAGGACGGAACCAUGACCUGAUGCUGAACAACUUUGGCGCCCAUCAACAGCAGCAGCAGCAGCAGUCUGUCGGUUUCGACCAGCAGCACGUGCAGCAAAUGUUGAGCGGGGCCACCACCCAGGAUCUGCUGAACAUCUGCGAGAACAGUUCGGCUUACGCCAGCUCCGAGGAUACCGGCGUCGGAGGGUUGUCCGAGUCGGAACUGAUGGCCGCCCAGGACGUGAUAGAGGAAAUACCGUUCGAGAUUGGGAAUCUGAACAACGUCCUGAGUCAGCUGCCAGCCGAUGCAUUUAACGAGUUGCUGUUUAGUGAGCAAGAGCAGAACGGGCCCACGUUCGAGUCGACCCAGGAGGAGGACCAGGACCUGGAGCGAGCGCUGGAAGUGGUCGGCGAGCACGUCAAAUCGCUGGAGGACAUGACGGUGGAGUCGGCCAACUUUUUGGGCGACUUCCUGGACAACGUGGACGACGAGAUGCUGGACGGGUCGGACAUUUGCUCGGACCAGAUGCUCCAGUCGCCCAACACGAACGAUAUCCGCGGGCUGGUGCACACGUGAGGAAAUCCAGCGCCGGAGGAACAUACGGCGGUCGAUGGGUAGGCCCGGCGACGAUACCGGUAAGCGUGUGUUAGAGGAUCUGAAUGUGUUGACCGUUGGGGAUUUAUUUGCUUGCGUUCGAAGGGGAGCAACACCCUCAAUUAUGUAACUAUUCAUGUGUUUAUGUAAGGAAACUUUUGAAAGUGAUAUUUUCGGUUGAGCGAAAUUAAUUUUAAGGGUAUAAACUAUUUUCUCAAAUCCUAAGAGAAGUGUGACAUAGACAAGUACGGGGUGGAAAAAGGAGUCAUGGAUGGAACUUGUGUAUUCCUACUAAUGCUAACAGAGAGUCGAAUUUUUUAUGCUUCAUUUCAUGUGUACGAUUCUGAGCGAAACCGAUUAGGAUAGAAUGUGAUGUACAUGUAGAAACACAAGAGUAACAAAUGGAAACAAUAAUCCUUAUUUAUUCACAACCGCUAUUCUAGGUGAAAGAAUGGGUUUUUUUUCUCAUACAAAAAGCUCCAAAAUAAUAACACAUUUAAUCGAGGAGAAUUGAAUGUUUCAGUUCUCCGCGGAUGUAACGCUUUAGGCUUUAAUACUAUUAUUUGGAGGUCCCCGCCGAAGCGGAGCCUUCGGAUAUCCGGGGUUAGGUGAUGUAGUGAAAACGGACUUUUAUUUGACACUAAAUACGCUUCUUUACAUACAAAACAAACAAAAUCCCGUUCAAUGAAUUCUGUGAAUUUGUUUAUCGCUAUUUUACUGAUAAUACUUGAUAAUAACAACAACUAAAUCCGUUGAUUUGCGCUAUUAUUUUCUGAUUAGAUCCUAAGUUGUACUCACAUACAUCCAUUUAUCAUUUUUUUAUUAUUUUUUUAUAAUUAGGAUACAGGAAUACUAGGUUCGUUUUAAGUUGUAUACAACUAAAAGCAAAGCAACAACAAUAAACUCGCCCAUUCGUUUACAGGCUAACUGAAUAGGGAAGUCGA